GCCCCACUGCUGUCAGUCACAGUGCAUACGCGACCAUCGGUGGCCAACAACGCGACCAACGACGCGACCAGCGACGCCGCCGGCAGGAGCAGCCACCAUGGACACCGGCUACCUCGCCCAGCAGGUCACCACCAUCAUCGGCCAGCUGCACGGCCUGUUCGACGAGAUUGGCGUGCCCGGCCAUGAGCGCGACUCGCGCGAGGCAGAGCUCUUCUCUGCGCUGUCGGAAACCCUCCACGGCCAGCUGCGCACCGUCACCAAUGAGAAGCACGAGAUGACCGAAGAGGCGCAUCGCCUGAUCAAGACGAUCAAGCAGAUGGAGGCCUCGAUGAGCGACAGCAGGAGCAGCGCUAAAUACGACGACGACGAGCCGCAGGUCACGUUCCCGUUGACGCGCUGUCUGAAGGCGCUCAAGGCCAAGUACAACACACUCGCGAAGCAGCACCGCGAGCGCUCCGAGAACGUGCAGAAACUUGCUGAGGCGCUCGAGUCGUACGCGUCGCACCUCGAGCCCGACUUCGUCAAGAUCAAGCUGCCCCCCACGGCGCCAGAUGGGACUAUCCCACCCUCCUUCGACAUAUCAGCCUCUUACACAGCCAAGCUGGAUGCUGAAUUUACCCGCGUAUACGAGGAAUACACAAAGCGCCGCAGCCAGGUUCAGGUUCUGUGCCAGGAGAUUAUCCAGCUCUGGGCUGAGCUCGGCACACCACAGGCGCAAACAGACUCGGCAAUCGUCGAGAACCACCGCGAUGCGCCAGAGCAGCUGGGUCUGCACGCAGAAGACUUGGGCGUGCUCAAGACCAGGAAGGAGCGUCUGAUUGAGGAGAAGCAUGGUCGGGAACGGCGCAUUGCGCAGCUGCGAGCGACUAUCGAAGAACUGUGGGAGCGUCUCAGUGUGGAUCCCAGCGAGCAGAAGCACUUUCUCGCCAGCAACCGCGGUUGCGGUCUGCGCACAGUCAACGAAUUCGAGGACGAGCUUUCGAGGCUGAAUGAGCUCAAGCGCCAAAAUCUGCACAUUUUUGUCGAAGAGGCGCGUCUAAAACUACAAGAGCUAUGGGAUGCACUGUACUUCUCGGAGGAAGAGAUGCUAGACUUUACCCCUGCCUUCUCUGAAGUCUGCAGCGAUGCACUUUUGUCUGCACACGAGGCGGAGAUCUCACGCCUGGAAUCGCUCAAGGAACAACGCCUGCCUAUUCUUUCAAAGAUCGACCGGCACCGCGAGCUCAUCAAGGAGCGCUCUGAUCUCCAGCAAUCCAGCCAGGACGCCUCUCGACUGAUGGGCCGAGGUCAGAAGGGCGAGAAGAGAGAUCCUGGAAAGCUGCUGCGCGAGGAGAAGAUGCGCAAACGCAUUGCAAAGGAGUUGCCCAAGGUUGAGGCAGAGCUCAGAGCGACGCUCGAAGCCUACGAAGACGAGUGGGGUCGGCCGUUCCUUGUUCAUGGCGAACGGUACCUGGACGAACUCUACGCUGCUUCUCAGCCUCGACCGCGGUCGAAGACACCGUCCAGCGCGAGCACGUCCAGCACGAACAUGCCCUCAAAACAGGGGACACUCACCAAGUCCAAUUCUUUCGCUCGCCCUCGCGCUGGCACGAUUCACGGGCAGACGACUCACGGGCAAACAAACCAUCGCCAGACAAUGCAUGAGCCACCCAGCCGGGUCAAGACGCCUGUAUCAGUCAACUUUGGCGCGAGCACCAUGCGAGGCAAUCCUUUUGCGCAGUCGGUCUCUGCGGCGUCUGGCUCGAAGAGUCCCUCCAAGCUACCAACACGCGCUGCACCAAAAGUCAUGGGUUCGCCCGAGCGACGGCCUGGCACUCUUCAUCGAACCGACUCCACACUGUCCCGAGCUGAAUCGACGCAUUCAACCCACUCGCGAGGUGACUCGAUACUCUCCACAGCGUCGUCAUUGCACUCGAGAGCUGACUCGCAGUCGUCGACGAUGCGAAGGAUGGGUCCUCCGAUGGCCCCACCCCCACGUAUGAAAGACCUGUUUAUUCCCCCGGACCCUGCUGAGACGCCCCGAAAUCGGUUCGAGUUCAAUCGCGGUGAGCGCAGCGAGAGUAUCGUUCGUAGCAUACCGCCAGAGGAUCCGUACAAUGACCGAUUCAGCCAAACUAUGCGACCUGGCUACCCUGUAUCGUCGCAAGCGCACGCGCCGAAUCAUUCUCUGUCGUCAUCAGACAGCAGUCGGCACAUCUCGCAGGCGUCAUCAACAGGCUCUGGGCAGGCAGCGUCCGAAAACUGGGAAACCUUCAGUGAACAGUCUGACGAUGCGCCUGAGAGUGAUGUCGACUUCCAGACCUACCGUCGCAGCCAGGUGAAGCGUCCCACGCCUGAUCACGCAGCCACGCCGCGCCCAAUCCAAGGCAAGAAGGUCAGAGGCAUCCGCAAUGUGGCCGAUGGCAGCACGACGAUGGAUCAGGACGGUCGCAUGGUGCGCUGCAGCGAAGCCGGCUGGACAGACGAUGGUAGCGUGUAUUGAAGCGUCGCUGGGCUGACAUUUUUCGACAUUCCAAACAAAAUUCUCGACAUUCCCGCUCGGCGCAUUUCGCGGGAAUCCUUUGACAGUCGGCACCACCACAUGUCGGCUAUCUGGCAUGUCAUUCGACG
Molecule: messenger RNA, 2610 nt
Organism: Boeremia exigua
Lineage: Eukaryota; Fungi; Ascomycota; Dothideomycetes; Pleosporales; Didymellaceae
Product: microtubule associated protein-domain-containing protein
Exons: 3
Coding region: 98-2482 (794 amino acids)
Biological process (GO): mitotic spindle midzone assembly; microtubule cytoskeleton organization
Cellular component (GO): spindle; mitotic spindle midzone; cytoplasm
Molecular function (GO): microtubule binding
Source: RefSeq, a predicted model, not a curated record